Aspergillus neoniger CBS 115656 is the source of this 1398-nucleotide messenger RNA. RefSeq lists its product as uncharacterized. NCBI's taxonomy places the organism in Eukaryota, Fungi, Ascomycota, Eurotiomycetes, Eurotiales, Aspergillaceae. The transcript is spliced from 2 exons. The record is from RefSeq and is a predicted model, not a curated record. Bases 1 to 1281 code for a protein of 426 amino acids.
AUGGCAUCUAUUCGACUUCUGUUGGCCUGUCUGCCGUUGGCCUUAGCCACAAUCACCGUUUUGGAUCCCAGCGACUACGCUGAUCUGGCUGCCGACGCAACCGAUAAUACCUUGGAAGCCGACUAUACCACGGACAAUGGCGGGCCACAAUACCUUCUGUACAAUAUCACAGGCCCCUACUACUAUAGCGAUGAGGAUGGCGAAAUUGACCACCAAACCUUGACGGUGGAUGCGAACGAUACCAGCGUUCUCGUCGUGACAGAAGGAUCGGCAGUUAAUGUGUCGUAUACUGAUGUCAUCAAGAAAGGCUACUCAACCUGGCUCAAUCAGGCCAGUUUCUUUGGGGUCAAUGCGGCCAUCAAUGUAGCCAACGCCUCGACAGCCUACAUUGACCUCAGCAACAUCACCGUUCACAAUGGUGCGGCCAACGUCUAUGCCUAUGGGACCGGGACCACCGUGUACGUGAGCAACACCGACCUGUACAGUUCUGGUCCGGUGUCCCACGGUCUCUAUGCGGCCGGCAACGGGACCGUCUAUGCCUCCAAUCUGCGACACUAUUCAGGCGGGAAACGCUCAUCCUCCUUCUCGGGUGACAGCCCCGGCGGGUACAUCUAUGUCACCGAUGCCAUCGCUCACACAGCCGGGGUUGGCAGCGCCAUCUUUUACACUCUUGGUGACAGCUAUGGCAAAGAUGUUGUUGGAAAGUCCGAGAAUGGACCGAGCCUGUUCUCUGACGGGGCGCAAAGCUCUGUCUUCGAAAACGUCGAUUUCACCGCUGGCCUUCUGGCAGGGACGUUUGGGAAUCUGAUUGCAUCAGCCACGCUGCAUGCGACCGAGCUGAAUACCACGUCGGGUAUUCUCGUGAUUGCCAACGCCUCCCAGAUCACUCAAUCCUUCGAUCACUUCGUCGGCUGGGAAGAGAAUUCGAGCAUCCAGCCUGCGCAAGCUACAGUGACGGUCACUGAGUCCACACUGAGCGGCGACAUCGUGGCCUACAACGGUAGUUCCAUCUCUUGGAGCCUGGCUGAAUACUCGAGCUGGACGGGAGCGGCCUCCACCGGCCGAGGGACUGCAUACCUGGCAGUGGCACUCGAUAAGACGUCCACCUGGACGCUGACGAAGAAUGUCUAUCUCCAGAACUUCACCAAUGCCGAUACCACCAACAGCAACAUUGCGAGUCAGGGAUACAGUAUCUAUUACAAUGCCUCCUCCUCUGCAAAUGCGUGGAUCAAGUCCGCAAACACAACCCUCCCUGGUGGUGGGAGUCUACAAUUGUAUUAGGAAGGAUACUGGGCGCUGACGGGGGGUUAGUGUGCUUUUGGCAUAGGCACGACGGAUCACAUUUUGUGAUCAGAAGGUUUGACAGUCAUCACAAUUGAUGAAAGAUGUAGCUAGUGG